GUAGCCAAAAUGAUGUCCUUUGUUCCUCUUCUCCUGGUGGGCAUCCUCUUCCCUGCAAUCCAGGCCAAACAAUUCACCAAAUGUGAGCUGUACCCGAUACUGGCAGAGCUCAACUACUCUGAUUUCACUUUGCCGGAAUUGAUCUGUGUUAUGUUUCACAUCAGUGGAUAUGACACACAGACCGUAGUUAAAAGCAAGGACAGCACAAACUAUGGAAUUUUCCAGAUUAGUAAUAAAAUGUGGUGCCAUGAUAACCAGUUCCCCGAGUCAAAGAACUUAUGCAACAUCUCUUGUGAUAAACUCCUGGAUGAUGACAUUUCUGAUGACCUGAACUGUGUCAAGAAGAUCCUUGAGACUAAGGGAAUUGACUACUGGUCGGCUCAUAAGGCACUCUGUUCUGACAUGCUGGAGCAAUGGCUGUGAAAGAAGUCGUGA
Molecule: messenger RNA, 435 nt
Organism: Suncus etruscus (white-toothed pygmy shrew)
Lineage: Eukaryota; Metazoa; Chordata; Mammalia; Eulipotyphla; Soricidae
Gene: LALBA
Product: lactalbumin alpha
Exons: 4
Biological process (GO): lactose biosynthetic process
Molecular function (GO): lactose synthase activity; calcium ion binding
Source: RefSeq, a predicted model, not a curated record